Messenger RNA from Dacryopinax primogenitus, 867 nucleotides. Its product is annotated as aquaporin-like protein. Gene Ontology annotation, molecular function: water channel activity. The transcript has 5 exons. The record is from RefSeq and is a predicted model, not a curated record. Bases 1 to 867 code for a protein of 288 amino acids. Lineage: Eukaryota; Fungi; Basidiomycota; Dacrymycetes; Dacrymycetales; Dacrymycetaceae. Gene Ontology annotation, cellular component: plasma membrane. Gene Ontology annotation, biological process: transmembrane transport.
AUGGACGUGCAGCCAAAGCAAACCACCGGCAAACACGCCAGGUGGAAAAAGAUGAACUCGCGUUCUCUGUUCAGUGACCUGAGGAAUGACCUGACCGCAGCUGCGCUCGAGUUCGUAGGGACUGUCGUGUUCCUCAUGAUCGGCCUGGGAGGUAUCCAAGCAGCCGCAACGUCUUCCGCCCUCCUCGCAGCGGCGUCCAACACGGGCGGGGCACAAUCCGUAAAUGUUGUAGCCUCAAUCGAGCAAUUGCUCUACAUCUCCGUCUCGAUGGGUCUCGCGCUCCUAGUAGCUGUCUGGCUCUUCUACCGCGUCACAGGCGGCGUAUUCAACCCGGCAGUAGCGACCGCCCUCUUCCUAAUAGGGGCGAUCGGGCCAGUCCGGUUCAUCCUCUUCUGCCUGGCCCAGAUCGUAGGCGCCAUUGUAGCAUCCGCCAUCCUACUCGGACUGCUCCCCGGGCCGCUGGUCGUCACCCCCUCCCUAGGACCGGGCGUCAACCUAGCACAAGGCGUGUUCAUCGAGAUGUUCCUCACCAGUUUCCUAGUGUUCGCAGUGCUCAUGCUCGCGGCAGAAAAACACCGCUCGACAGCGUUCGCCCCUAUCGGUAUCGGCCUCACGCUCUUCGCGUGCCAUUUGUUUGGAGUACUGUACACCGGCGCGGGGAUGAACGCUGCCCGUGCAUUCGGGCCCGCCGUCGUCUCCGGAUUCAACCACGAGCAGUGGGUGUACUGGGUAGGCCCAUUCCUAGGUUCUCUGCUCGCGACAGGCCUAUACGCCUUCCUGAAACACAUCAAGUACUGGGAACUGAACCCAGAUCAAGACGUGGACGAUUUCGUAGGUAUUCUUCUUUCUAGAGUGAACACUCUCUGA